This is a messenger RNA of Morchella importuna, 1407 nucleotides long. RefSeq lists its product as uncharacterized. Lineage: Eukaryota; Fungi; Ascomycota; Pezizomycetes; Pezizales; Morchellaceae. The transcript is spliced from 5 exons. The record is from RefSeq and is a predicted model, not a curated record. The coding region runs from base 1 to 1407 and encodes 468 amino acids.
AUGAAACCACAGCCAAUUCUCCAGAGGCUCCUCUUUGCUGUAGCGCUUCUAGCAUCGCAAGGUUACUCCCAGCGAGGUGGUGGUGGUGGUAGGAACCGUGGCGGCAACGGGGGCGGGGGUGGAGGCGGAGGUGGAGAUGGAGAUGGAGAUGGAGGUGGAGGCGGGGAUGGGGGCCAAAAUCAAGGCAACGCAGACGAACUGCUAUUACUAGAAGCAAACGUUCAAACGGCUAGUCAGGCCGAUGGUGCCGACGGUGGCUUUACACCAUCAGAGACAGAUGAUGCGAAUUUCAUCAACUUCUGCACGGGGAAGACUAUAAGUAAUGGUCUUCAGGUCCAGGGUGGAAGCUGCAACCCUAUCCCGAUGGGGGAUAUUCCCGCGGCGGAUAAGAUGGUCUCUGUGAUAAUCCUCAGUCCCGAAGAAGGGUCUUCCAUUCCUGCCGGCCAGGAAUUCAACAUCGUCGUCAAGGUCAACAACCUCGAAGCCGGCUCUUUCGUCAAUCCAACAACAAACUACUAUACCUCUCCCCAACAGCUUAAUGGAGCAGGUAUCACCAUUGGUCACACUCACGUAACAAUACAGUCACUUGGCGACUCAUUCACGCCCACAACACCACCUCCUGCCGAUGUCUUUGAGUUCUUCAAGGGCAUCAACGACGCCGGUGAUGGGAAUGGUCUUUUGACGGCCUCGAGCGGUGUUGAAGGGCUGCCGGCGGGGUUUUAUAGGCUUUGUACCAUCACUUCGUCGAGUAAUCAUCAGGCAGUUAUCAGCCCGGUGUUUGAAAGAGGUGCGCAGGAUGAUUGUACAAAGUUUCGAGUUGUUGAAGGUGGUCAGGGAGGUGGCGGUGGUGGUAACGGCAAUGCUGGUGAUGGCAAUGCUGGUAAUGGCGAUACUGGCAAUGGCGCUGGUAACGCUGAUGGUGGUAACGGUAAUGCUGAUAACGGUAACGCUGGUAACGGUAAUGCUGGUGAUGGUAAUGCUGAUGGUGAUGGUAAUGCUGGUGGUGAUGGAGGUAAUAAUAAUGGGGGUGGUGGCGGUGGUGGCGGUGGUGGAAAUGGUGAGGAUGGAGGUAAUAAUAAUGGGGGUGGUGGAGAUGGUGGAGAUGGUGGAGAUGGUGGAAAUGGUGGAAAUGGUGGAAAUGGUGGAAAUGGUGGAAAUGGUGGAAAUAACGGCGGCAAUGCAGAAGGCGAUGCUGGUGCUGGAGAUGGUGCGGGAGGUGGUGGUAACAAUAACAACGGUGAUGGAGGCAAUGGUGGAGCCGGAGACGGAGGCAAUGGUGGAGCCGGAGACGGCGGCAACGGCAACGGCGAUUUUGGAGAUGUCCCCUUUUUUGGUGAGAACGCUGCAAGCGAUGCAUUGGCUGGUAUUCCAGUCAAAAAGGCGAGGCUUAGGUUUGUUCGUGGAUAG